UUGUUACCGAAUCAGUCUGUAUUAGGUGAUUGAUGGACGUGGUGUUUUUUGCUGUGGACAAGUACAAAGUUCUUUCUCUCAUUCAAAAUGCCGAAAACACAGGAAACCAAGUUUGUCAAUUCACUCUUUCUGACUAAUCUGAUUCAAUCCCAGUAUGGUGAAACGGAAGUCAAGAUCAAGGCGUACGAUGUGGAGCCUGCAACCGCUGAGAUCAAUGAUCCGUACGCAAGAUCUUCCAUGAACCGGAUUCUAGUGAAAUAUGUAUCCAAGGAAAAUUGUUCGGAGAAUGUAAUAACGUUUGUUGCAAAGAUUAAACCAGUCGAAGGAAAGCUUGUUGAAGAGUUCAAGAAGAGCGAUGUGUUCGAUAAGGAAAUUUUCGUUUACAAGGAUGUUCUGCCCAAGAUGGUGAAAGUUAUUUCCAAACUUGGAGGUGCUGUAGAACUUGCUCCGCAUUUGAUCUACUCGUCCGACGUUCCAUCCAAUUUGAUGGUAUUGGAAGACUUGACGGUGCGUGGUUACAGCGUCGAGAAUCAGCAAUUGGGGCUCAACUUGGAGCAAAGUAAAAUGGCUAUCGAGAAACUUGCCUUCUUCCAUGCAGCUAGUGCGGUUUUGAUUGAUGAGAAUCCCAAAGAGUACACCAAAUUCACGAAAGGAACAUUCCAUGCUGAUCAUAAGGAUAAAUUGAAGUAUUUUGCCGACACCCUAAAGGUUGUUGCUGAAAAUGCCUCGGAUCUCGGAAUAAACAGCAAUGUUGGAGAAAAGUUGAAGACUUUACCGGCGAAGGCAGUACAAAAGGCUAUUGAUUCCUAUGAAAGCGACUUCCACGGGCUGAAGGUGCUUAGCCACGGAGAUUUCUGGACCAACAACAUCAUGUACAAAUAUGCCAACAAUGAGCUGGUUGAUGCCAUUUUCGUAGACUUCCAAAACUGUGUUGUGGGAUCCCCGAUCAUUGAUUUGAUGUACUUCCUAACGUCCUCACCAGCCUAUGAAGUGCUGGAACAAUCGAAAGAUGAAUUGGUAUUCACCUAUUAUGAAACGCUGGCUGUUUUGUUGCAACGUCUUAACUAUAAAAAAUCAAUCCCAUCACUAAUGGAGCUUCAGGUAGAGCUGCUGAAACACGGUGCCUUAGAGGUUAUCCUAUCAUUGACUACUGCUCCGUUCUUGCGUACCAAACACGCCCAAAACACUCCGGUUAUGCAACCGACUCUGUAUAAGAAUGAACAGAAUGUAGAUGUGAAACCAGUUCUUAAGGCUCACGCCAGUUCCAUCGUGAAGCAACUGAAGGACUACGAGAUGCGUGGUUUGUUGGACUGGGGCGCAGCCGAGAGCAAAAUCAAAGGCCUGAUGGGACGCUUCCAACGUUAAAUCAAACACAUUUUGAACUAUAUGGAACGAGGGAAAUGAGCAAUAAAAAUGUCUACAGUGAACUUCAUACGCAAAUCAAA
Messenger RNA from Ochlerotatus camptorhynchus, 1445 nucleotides. RefSeq lists its product as uncharacterized. The coding region runs from base 88 to 1365 and encodes 425 amino acids. The record is from RefSeq and is a predicted model, not a curated record. The transcript is spliced from 6 exons. NCBI's taxonomy places the organism in Eukaryota, Metazoa, Arthropoda, Insecta, Diptera, Culicidae.